UUUGAGAUGCAUAAUAAAGAUCUGCUGUAUAUACCCUUGCUCUUUUGUACUGCUCGUUGAGCUGCAAGAGUCUCGAUAAUAUUGAAUUCGAAACAGCUGUAUCUGGAUAUCGUUACUUUGCGCGAUCAAUCUGUUGAGAGUGCAUUGCUGGCAGUCCCAAUUGUAAUACUGUGUGACAAACCCAUCCCUACCUUGAACAAAAAGCUCAAGUAGGGCCGGGCAGCAGGCGCGUCGCUGCCAACCCUCGAAAACGAUUCUCAGAGAUCGAUUGAGACAACAACCCGUCGUCUUCACUCGACACAAGGCCCGAAAAUGGCACCCUCAUCUCGCACGUCCAAGGGCAAAGGCUCUGUAUCCAAAAAGGCAACCGCUGCAGGAUCCAUCCCAAAACCUUACCGCAAGAUCCCAGACAGCCUUUCUUCCUUUGUCGAAAUACUUGACCCGGAGCAUGUCUACGUGGCCCACGUGGACUCCAAACUACCCGCAUUCAAGCGCAAGAUAUUCCUGGUGCCCGUUGCUCUGAACCUGGCCGUCUUUUCACUAUUCGUCCUCCGCCUGCGCUACAUCGCCCCCUACUACAAGCAGCUCGCCCUCGCCGCUGCCGGCAACCACGUGACGGGCAUCUCUCUCGACACAGCCGCCCUGUCGUGGACCGCCCUGUCCUGGAUCAUUUUCCGCCGCGGCUUCACCCUCUUUCUAGACCUGGUCCUGCUAAUCUUUGUCUGGCCCUGGCCCGUCGAGUUCUGCCUGGGCCGCACCCACGGCAACCCCUGCCUCUGGCGCUGGCAGGUCGGCUUCCGGGACAAGGAGGUCUACGUCCGGCGCAGCCGCGAGUGGGACCGCCAGCUGGCGGGCAGGGACGUGCUGACGGACCAGGCGCCGCGCAGCCAGCUCGCCACGUAUGUCCGCAACGCCACGUCGCCCGUGCUGCUCAACGACAAGACGGGCUAUCUCACCAUGAACGGCGACUGGGACCUCGACUGGGCCGCCAUGGUGUACGCGCAUAAGCUCGUGGACGCCAAGGCGCUGGCGCUGGAUGAGUUUCGCCUCGUCGUGUUGCUGCAUCACAAGGAGCACGGCUGGCUGGUUCUCGACACUGGCAGUGGUGUCAGUGGUGGCAGCAAGGAAGAUGAGAGAAGGCGGCAGGUCUUUGCCUUCCGCGAGGCUCUGGUCGGUCUUGGAAAAGAGGAUCUCUUCUUCCGCUGGAUCGAGACUGUCCAGUUCGAGGCCACACAGCCCGGCGGCAUGACAGAGGAAAAGCAGGUUGCUGUUGCGCAGAAGAUCCGAGAUCUCUUCCAAGAUGAGGGAAUUAACUUUGACGAGCUAUGGAGAGAAUCAGUGGGAAGCGAUAGCCUGGCGGGGAUGUGAUGGAAGACGAAUUUCCCAGUGCUUUUACCAUUCCUCAUCAUGUACAACAACGCGCAUUAGCAGCAUUGCCACGGCACAUCACAUCACCGUAAUCUUAAUGGGACCUAGAUGGGCGGAGAGCAAUUGGUAUUCAAGUCGUGUUUACAUCGAGUGGCCGAGGCCCAUAUACACAAAGGCCACCUCCAACAACAAGCAUCUGCCCUGUGGCUACAACGUCCAACGUUCUGUGGGCGACUGUUCUCACCCAGCUUUUACAAGCCCAGACAGCAUACGCAUCCGUCAAGGCGUAUCAAAGGUAUCUACUUCUUGACAGGCGCGCUUGCCUUCUUGGCGGCGGCAGCGGCAGCAGCCUGCUUCGCCUUGGCCUCAUCCUCAGAAGACUCCUCCUCGCUCUCCUCCUCAUCGUCUUCCUCCUCCGAAGACUCGCUCGGAGGCAUAUCACCGGGCUGGGGCUUGGGCGGGGCCUUUGCCUUGGCCGCCGCAGCUGCCUUGGCGGCCUUCUUCUCUGCCUUCAGCUGCUCGCGGCUCUUCUUGGGUGGCCUGGGCUUCCGCUCCUGUUCCUCUUCGGAGCUCCCUUCCUCCGAGUCCUCUUCAGAGUCCUCCUCUUCCUUCUUGUAGUCUUCGUUAUCUAUGGGUUGGAGGUCUCGAGAAAAGUGUCUGCCGCCUGUUUUGUAGGGAGUUGGGUUUUUGGGGAAAGGGGUCAGCUAAGUUGCGCCGCGCAGACACCCGCGGAACACUCAAGGCACCGUAGGUUGGGUGAGAGGGUGGAAGGGCGGCUUUACCUCCACGCGUGAACUUCUUAAAUUUGCCGCCACGGCCGCGCGAGUUGCCUCCCGGUCUUCCAGACAUGUUUGCGGUAGUUGAUGGACUUGGUCGAGUAACACGCGACGCGAGUACUCGGGGGGAAUGCGGGCGGGGGUGGGGUAGGUAAGCAGAUAGGUAGUAAAGGGGGAGGGAGAGCUUGCGAACUAAGGGCGCGGAUAAGUCGUUAUGAUGAUGGCAGGGCGUCUAGUCUAGUGCUACUAGACACGGGAGAAGUAUGUAUAGAGAUAGGAACUGGUGAAAAUUAGUAGCCAAGGUAUGUGUUUAGAACUUGCAUGUACAACAAGA
Pyricularia oryzae 70-15 is the source of this 2478-nucleotide messenger RNA. RefSeq lists its product as uncharacterized. The coding region runs from base 313 to 1368 and encodes 351 amino acids. NCBI's taxonomy places the organism in Eukaryota, Fungi, Ascomycota, Sordariomycetes, Magnaporthales, Pyriculariaceae. The transcript has a single exon. The record is from RefSeq and is a predicted model, not a curated record.